CAAUGAUGUCUCAGGUCUCUGAGCCUGUCACCAAGUCCACAACUUUAGCCACCAGCCCCAAUUCAGAGAGUGAACCUCUUCAGCUGCCGAACACCCCAAGGGUAUUGGAAAAGAAGGAUGGGAAGAUUCAUAUUGGAAAUGAGGUUUGGCUGCGAGAGGAAGUCUGGAACAAGAUCCAAGCCACAAGAAAAGACUCGUUGUACGUCAAAGAGUUAGCAGUGGCCAUCUGGGGGAGCAGUGAACUAAAACAACGGAGUGUGUCAGGAAAGGAAUGCCCCACCAAAAACACUGAGGCAAAGCCUCCCUUGACCCCAGACAGGCUGGGAACCCUCAAAGAUUGUUUCUAUCGCUGGUUGAGGGCCCAGGAUCUGGAGAAGGCAGAGGUGGACAGGAGAUCGAAGCUGGUGGGCUUCUUUAUCUCCCAGAAAAUUCAAGACUUGAACAAGAAGGACAAAAAAAACUUGGAAAAAUGAAAUGAAAAUUGAUGGAAAGCUUUUAUCAAACUGCAUUUGUCAUUUAUUUAAAUAAGGGUUUUGGGUUUCAUUUCACUUAAGGUUUUAUUUUUAUUGUGUUUAUGCUUUAAAAUAGACUUUUAAUAGCCUUUUUAUAGUACAUUUUCAUGACCAGUUUAACCAGAUUUCCAAUUCAGUUAUC
Melanotaenia boesemani (Boeseman's rainbowfish) is the source of this 654-nucleotide messenger RNA. RefSeq names its product BEN domain-containing protein 5-like. Gene Ontology annotation, molecular function: DNA binding. The record is from RefSeq and is a predicted model, not a curated record. Gene Ontology annotation, biological process: negative regulation of DNA-templated transcription. The transcript is spliced from 3 exons. The coding region runs from base 3 to 473 and encodes 156 amino acids. NCBI's taxonomy places the organism in Eukaryota, Metazoa, Chordata, Actinopteri, Atheriniformes, Melanotaeniidae.